This is a messenger RNA of Daldinia childiae, 1227 nucleotides long. RefSeq lists its product as uncharacterized. Gene Ontology annotation, molecular function: transmembrane transporter activity. The record is from RefSeq and is a predicted model, not a curated record. Gene Ontology annotation, biological process: transmembrane transport. Lineage: Eukaryota; Fungi; Ascomycota; Sordariomycetes; Xylariales; Hypoxylaceae. The coding region runs from base 1 to 1227 and encodes 408 amino acids. Gene Ontology annotation, cellular component: membrane. The transcript has a single exon.
AUGGACGAUUAUAAUAAAACAGGCCAAUUCCAGGCCCCUACCACUACUGUCGAAGUAACAGGCGGUAGCAGUACCAACGAGAGCCGUUAUGGUGCCACCGACACCGAUCGUGCUACCAACGAAGCCGUCAGCCACGGGUUGCAGCAGAUCGAAGCCAGGAAGUUUCAUUGGUAUUCAUACUUUACUACCACCGACUUCUGGAUCGUUCUCUUCCUAGGCCAGACGCUCUCACUGUGCAUCACAGCCACCAACACCUUUUCGACUUUCCUAGCCAACGGCGGCGUUUCCAUUCCAGCCUUCCAGACCGUCUUCACCUAUAUUCUGCUAUCGCUCAUCUACCUAACAUAUACGCUCUAUACCUACGGCCCCAAGAAGUACGGCAAGAUCCUGCUGCGGGACGGCUGGAAGUACUUCAUUCUUAGCUUCCUCGAUGUUCAGGGUAAUUACUUCACCGUGCUGGCUUACCGCUAUACGAACAUCUUGUCCGCGCAGUUGAUCAAUUUUUGGGCCAUAGUGUGUGUUGUUAUCAUCUCAUUCCUCCUAUUGCGCGUGCGGUACAAGAUCUUCCAGAUCCUCGGCAUACUAAUCUGCUGCGGUGGCAUGGGAAUCCUGCUCGCUAGCGACCACAUACAGGGCACUAAUGGGGGCGACGGAGAAAAUAUGCUAAAGGGUGACUUGUUUGCUCUGGUUGGUGCCACAUGCUACGGUCUUACCAACGUUUUUGAGGAGUGGUAUGUCAGUAAGCGACCUAUGUACGAAGUGCUGUCUUUCAUGGGCCUCUUCGGCAUGCUUAUCAACGGCGUGCAAGCGGCUAUUUUCGACCGCGAGAGUUUCCAACAGGCGACAUGGGACAACUCUGCAGCUGGGUACCUGGUGGGCUAUACGCUGGUACUCGCAUUUUUCUAUUCGGUGGUGCCGUUCCUCCUGCGCAUCGCGUCUGCGGCUUUUUAUAAUAUCUCGCUGCUAACGGCUAACUUCUGGGGUACCAUCAUCGGCAUUCACGUGUUCGGUUACGCGAUCCACUUCAUGUAUCCGAUCGCCUUCGUCUGCAUCAUCGUCGGCCUUAUCGUGUACUUCCUCGCGGGAAGCAUCCUCGGCGAGUCCAAGAAGCCUUGGCUCGGUGACAACCAGGAGGAUGGCGUGGCGGGCUUUGGAACCGCGAGGCUUAAGGCGCUGAACGAAGCGAGGAAACAGGGUAUGGCUCCGGCGACCAAUGAUACGGUUUAG